GCCCUAAAUGCGCGUCUCUGGGUGUGCGCGGCGAGGGUAGUGCUUGCGGGGACGGGGUCCGGCAGAGAGUGGCAGCGGAAAGAGCCGGAGCCGGGGGGACAGGAGAGUUCCCCACAAACCGAGUAGCACCCUUUCCUCCCCGGCACCCAGCAAGGGUGCUUGUGACAAGGCACAGGGUGGGCUGGGAGACCCCAAGGCAGCACCCCUCCAACAAAAGGCAAGGGUGAGUCCCUGCAUCUAGGAAGUGGGCAGGCAAGGGUUAAUAAGCUGGGGUGUACUGAGCAAGGGUUAACAAGCUUAGAGCUUACAGGGGGCACCAAGUGAUCCCAAAGGGGGUCACUAGCACAUUAGGGUUAAUGAGCAGUAUAGUGGGAUAGGAGCAGGACAGCAGUUACUGAUCAUAAGGGGGAUUAAAGGGUUAACAAGUAGGGGGGAAGAGUGGGCUGCACAGACUUGCAAGACCCCCGGCACAUUGGGUGCCGUUUAAUAACAGUUGACCUCUUAUGGGAAGGUGAGGGGCCCCUUGUUUUCUGAAAGGUGGAAAGGGUUAAUAAUGUGAGUGGGGUUGCAAGGGGUUAAGGGGGGGUUGCCCUAAUUGGCAGUGACGGGGAAUUGCAGCUUGAAUCUCUGUUGGGGGUGUACCGGGGAGCAGCCAAGGGUUAAUAGCCGUGGGAGUGCGCUGGAUGACCCCCUCUCCGCUGGCUGCAUGGAGCAGCAUGGUUGCUUAGGGAGCUGAGCGAUGGACACCCAUAGGCGCUGCAUGAGAGAAGGACACCUGCUGGCCAUCUGAUUGUCCCCUUCCCUGUGAUCUGCCGAGUGGCCGAGGGGGGAUCCCCCUGCCUCCUUUCUCCGUGGGGAUUCCUUGCCGGGCUUGCCAACAUGACCGAGGGUUGGCGGCAGUGCGGACGCUGGCUCAUAGACUGCAAAGUUCUCCCAGUGGACCACCGGGUCGUGUGGCCUUCUGCCGUGGUCUUUGACCUGGCCCAAGCUCUGCGGGAUGGAGUCCUGCUCUGUCAGCUGCUCCACAACCUGUCCCCUGGAUCUAUCGACCUCAAGGACAUCAACUUCAGGCCCCAGAUGUCACAGUUCUUGUGCCUGAAGAACAUUCGAACAUUCCUCAAAGUUUGCCACGACAAGUUUGGAUUACGGAACUGCGAUCUCUUCGACCCCUUCGACCUGUUCGACGUCCGGGAUUUCGGAAAGGUGAUUGCCGCUUUGUCCAAGGUGUCCUACCACAACAUUGCCCAAACCAAGGGGAUUCGGCCUUUCCCUUCUGAGGACACCGCAGAGAACGAUGAUGACAUCUACAGGAGCCUGGAGGAACUUGCCGACGAGCACGACCUGGGGGAGAAUGAUACGUACGACGUCCCGUGCGAAGAGGAUGAUAUCUACGAAGACAUCAUCAAAGUUGAAAACCAGCAACCGAUGAUAAGGUAUAUGCAGAAAAUGGGCAUGACGGAGGACGACAAAAGGAAUUGCUGCUUACUGGAGAUUCGGGAAACGGAAGACCGGUAUUACAGAACGUUAGAGGAUAUUAAGACUUAUUACAUGAUCCCCCUCAAGCAGAUACUGAGUGUGCAGGAGAUCUCCACCAUAUUCAUUAAUUUAGAGGAACUCAUCAAGGUGCAUUUUAAUUUCCUUCGGACCAUCGAGCUCUCGGUCAUGUCGGGGGGCAGCACCAUCGGGCAGGUGUUUCUGGAUUAUAAGGAAAAGCUGCUCAUCUACGGGGAGUACUGCAGCCAUAUUGAAUAUUCCCAGAAGACCCUGGACCAGCUCAUAGCAACCCGUGAAGACGUGCGUACUAAACUGGAGGAAUGUUCCCUCAAGGUUCAGGAAGGGAAGUUCAAGCUGCAAGAUUUGCUGGUGAUUCCCAUGCAGAGAGUCCUCAAGUACCAUCUCCUGCUCAAAGAACUUCUCAGCCACACAGCAGACAGCCCAGAGAGACAGACGCUAAAGGAAGCCCUGGACGCCAUGCAGGACCUUGCCAUGUACAUUAAUGAAGUGAAACGGGACAAAGAAACCUUAAAGAAAAUUAGCGAGUUCCAGAACUCCAUAGAGAACCUGCAAGUCAACCUGGAAGAAUUUGGGCGGCCAAAGAUAGAUGGGGAGUUAAAAGUUCGUUCCAUGGUCAACCAGGCCAAACAGGACAGGUAUCUCUUUCUGUUCGACAAAGUAGUGAUUGUCUGCAAAAGGAGAGGCUACAACUACGAGCUGAAGGAAAUCAUCGAACUGCUGUGUCACAAGAUGAGCGACGACCCCAUGAACAACAAAGAUGUUAAAAAGUCCCAUGGGAAAAUGUGGUCCUAUGGGUUCUUCCUGAUCCAUCUCCAGGGCAAGCAGGGCUUCCAGUUCUUUUGCAAGACGGAAGAGAUGAAGAGGAAGUGGAUGGAGCAGUUUGAAAUGGCAAUGUCAAACAUAAAGCCCGACAAGGCCAACGCCAACCACCACAACUUCCAGAUGUUUACAUUCGACAAAACCACCAACUGCAAAGCCUGCAAGAUGUUCCUAAGGGGCACUUUUUACCAGGGAUAUUUUUGUUCACGGUGCGGCGUUGGGGUCCAUAAGGAGUGCCUGGAAACAAUUCACGCCUGCAAAAUCGGUGGCUCUACGGAUGAUGUGGAUUCUCUAAUCACAGUGUCAGGGGGCAGGACUCUCCCAUGUAGGACACAGCAGAAAAUGAGAAGUGCAGUGACAAAUGAUUUCUCCGGCCUUCUGAGAAACAGCUCAUGUAAUUUGAUAAAUCUCAAAUGUUACCAAGGGCCUAAAAUGGUUGCGGUACAGAACUACUUUGGAAACCCGGCGCCUCCAGGGAAACCCGUGUUAACGUUUCAGAAAGACGAUGUGAUCGAGUUGCUGCGAGGUGACCCCAAUUCUCAGUGGUGGGAGGGACGGCUAUUGCUUACUAAGAAGUCUGGUUAUUUCCCAAGUUCCUCGGUGGAGCCAUGUCCUGUGGAACCACUUGUGAUCCGCAGUGAUUACAGUAAAUACCCGUGGUUUGCCGGUAACGUGGAGAGGCCCCAAGCGGACAACCUUCUCAAAGGCCACGUUAGUGGGACGUACCUAAUCCGAGAGAGGCCGGCAGAGGCCGAACGCUUCGCCAUCAGCAUUAAGUUCAAUGACGAAGUCAAACACAUAAAGGUUGUAGAGAAGAACAACUGGAUCCACAUCACAGAGGCCAAGAAGUUUGAAAGCUUAUUGGAACUGGUGGAAUACUAUCAGACGCACUCGCUGAAGGAAAGCUUUAAGCAGCUGGACACCACGUUAAAGUACCCCUACAAAUCCAGAACGGGCCGCAGCAGUAGCAGCAGCAGCAGCAAUACGCCCCGGGCCCCAGCCUCCUGCGCUUCCUACAACUUUUCUUUUCUCAGUCCUCAGGGCCUCAACUUCCCUUGCCAGAACCCGUCCACUCCCUUCUGGUCAGUGUUCACGCCACGACCGGUAGGAACGGCCAUCGCCAGGUACAACUUCGCCGCCAGAGACAUGCGCGAGCUUUCCCUACGGGAAGGGGACGUCGUCAGGAUCUACAGCCGGAUUGGAGGGGACCAGGGAUGGUGGAAAGGAGAGACCAAUGGCAGGAUUGGGUGGUUUCCCUCGACGUACGUGGAAGAGGAAGGGGUCCAAUGAGCUCCCCCACUCCGGACCAAGCCCCUCCUACCUGAGACAUUUGCACAACAGACACUCCCUGAAGUGACACCCUCUUGCAUUCCGCAGGCCGAGCCUGACCGCCGCCUUUGGCUCCUUUCGCCCGUACUACUUGUAUAUAAGAUUUAUAAUGCUGAUCUACGGCAGGCGUAUGAGGAACUGAUUGGUGGAAUGUUGCCGGCGCAUCUUUUAACGGAAUUAAAGUCAUUCCAGAUCUGG
This is a messenger RNA of Xenopus tropicalis (tropical clawed frog), 3861 nucleotides long. RefSeq names its product vav guanine nucleotide exchange factor 2 (gene vav2). Lineage: Eukaryota; Metazoa; Chordata; Amphibia; Anura; Pipidae. Gene Ontology annotation, molecular function: guanyl-nucleotide exchange factor activity; diacylglycerol binding. The transcript is spliced from 31 exons. The coding region runs from base 880 to 3624 and encodes 914 amino acids. The record is from RefSeq and is a predicted model, not a curated record. Gene Ontology annotation, biological process: intracellular signal transduction; signal transduction.